CACGUCAUGUGGUGAAAAGGGCUGGAUUUCCUCCACAACAUUGGAGAGAUCUCCCAUGAUAAUUUAAAAAUAUUUGGCAGUCUGUCCAUUAAUUACCCAAAGCUAGCUGACUAAAUAACAACAAGAUAAACUUUGAUACUAUUGUCAGUGAGUGACCCGCAGCAGCAGCGAGGGGGACCCCUACAGCGACCCUUUAACAGAGAGCUGUGAUCCAGAAAGCAGACAUUCAAUCAGCUCCGUUACAAGAAACCACACGUAUCUUUUCACAACAGAUUUUUAUGGAGGCUCUUUUGAACUGCACCCCAGAAGACUUGGAGGAUUACUACGGGCUUUUGGGAUGUGAUGAAUUGUCGUCGACUGAACAGAUUCUCAACGAAUACAAGAUCCGAGCCUUGGCAUGUCACCCAGACAAACACCUAGACAACCCCAGAGCCGUGGCAGAUUUCCAGAAGUUGCAGGAAGCCAAAGAGGUUUUAUGCAAUGAAGCCAAAAGAAAAAACUAUGACCUUUGGAAAAGAAGUGGAGUUGCUAUGCCAUUUCAUGACUGGCAAGCCUUGAAUGACUCUGUAAAAACGUCCAUGCACUGGGCUGUGAGAAAAAAGAAGGAACCGAUGUUGGAGGCCUCAAAAGCAGAAACCCCUGUCACUUCCCAAGCAGAGGACCUUCAUGCUGAGCAAGAAGCACCAAAGACCCCUGCAUAUGAUGCCAUGCCAUCCUCAAGUCACACAGGACAGGCACAUGAUACUCAGAAGAGCACUAAGGCGACUAGAGGAAAAACAUGUCCCUCUGCUGUGAAAUUAGAGCCACUGAAUAUUAAAAAAAAAGGUGAUUACUGCCAUCGUCGUUUCCGUUGGGCUGCUGACUCACCAUCUACUCUGCUGCAGAGGUGGGGACCCUGUAAACUGUGGUGUCAAUUCUUGUGAAUAUGGUCUGGCAGUAACUUCUGUAAACUUUUGUUGCAUAAACUGGAAAAUCGAAGCUCUGAAUAUUUGUGUUGCAAAUGUGAAAUACUUUGUAAAAACAUAAAUCAGACACAUUAGAUCAUGUGAAUCAUUUAUUUGGUUAUUAGACUUGCUCAUUUGUUAAUUGUGUUCACCACCACACAAUGGAGAUAUGCUCAUGCCUUUAAUUCUGUAAUGUGCAUUUUUGUGUUGCUGUCAAGUUCAUAAUGUUGGAAACAUAAAACUGAGCCGUCUAUUAUUUAAUGCCUUCAGCUUCAAUGUAUUUUAAUUGGAACUAGGACAUUCACUAUUGUGCAUUUGCAUGGCAUCAUUACACCUAGUUUUUAGGUUUAAAUUACUUAAGGUGAAGCAGGAUGGGAUUUUAUCAGAAAUCAUUCAGAACAUCUACUCAAAAGAGAUGUGCAGAAUUUGAUUUUGCUGAUGUUUGUGGAAACAAAGGAAUUCCCUCAUUGUAACUUGAGGUAUUUCAGGAAUGCGCAUUAUUUGACUACUACCACUAUAUUGAUAUUAUAACUGUAAAGUUUUUUUCAAAAUAUAUAAAUAGAGGAAAUGUUUGAACAUCUCAAUGUGCCACAAAGACAAAUUUAAUUUCUCAACACAAACUAGACCUCUGUAGGAGGAUUUCAAGCAGGUGACCUCUAACAGUUAACAGGUUUGGUAGAUGACAUUUAAUUUAUCCCUUUAUAGGCUAUGCAAACGAAAAUGAGCACCUUUUGAAAGUCAGAACUGAUUAAGGUAUUAUUGUGAAUCAUUCAGCUCCAGAGUGCAUAUAUUGUCACAUUAUGCCAUGUUAAACUGUUAAAUCACUAGAGAAAAUGUAACAUGUUGACUGUACAUGGCCUGUUGUUGUCUUCUGCAAAAUAAUCACUAAAGUUUCAGAGUGAAU
Micropterus salmoides (largemouth bass) is the source of this 1848-nucleotide messenger RNA. RefSeq names its product DnaJ (Hsp40) homolog, subfamily C, member 12 (gene dnajc12). The transcript has 7 exons. The record is from RefSeq and is a predicted model, not a curated record. NCBI's taxonomy places the organism in Eukaryota, Metazoa, Chordata, Actinopteri, Centrarchiformes, Centrarchidae. Gene Ontology annotation, cellular component: cytoplasm. Bases 279 to 923 code for a protein of 214 amino acids.